This is a messenger RNA of Coniophora puteana RWD-64-598 SS2, 822 nucleotides long. RefSeq lists its product as uncharacterized. The record is from RefSeq and is a predicted model, not a curated record. Bases 1 to 822 code for a protein of 273 amino acids. The transcript is spliced from 8 exons. Lineage: Eukaryota; Fungi; Basidiomycota; Agaricomycetes; Boletales; Coniophoraceae.
AUGGACCACUCUUUUAUACGUAAUGAUGCGGUACUCGGGAAUGCUGUUCGCUGCGUUAUGCGCUCCAAAAUAAUGUUUAUACUCAAACAACUCACUGCCAUGCUCGCAGUAUACCCUAUCAACCUAUCGAUAACAAGCAUAGUACAAGUUCAGAAAAUCUUACAGCCGGUGCUUAACUCAGCGCUCAAACAGGUUACACGGUCCAAAGCCGUUUUGAUUGGUCUUUCUACUUGCUUCACAAUAACGUGCGCCAUCAAUAUCACUGCUGUGAUGUUUGUAUUUGCCUUUGGACCCAAUCUGGAAUCAACGUUCACUAUGUUGAAUAUUAACAUCUGCCAGCAAGAUACUACAUCUCUCCGAUGGGCAUACCCUGCAACAAGCAUGGCAGUUCUGACAUUCGACACCAUUCUCUGCGCUUUUGCUUUACAUCAUGCCAUUAGGCACCUUUCACCUUCGUUCUGGAAUAGGCCAGUGCAAGCAGCAACGAGCAUUGGGGCUGUGAUUGUUCGAGACAACUUGACCUACUUUUUAUUCGAUAUAACUGCAUUCAGCGCUUUGAUGUGUUACACGCUUUCGGCUAUGGCAUUUGCGCCCUCUAUAGCAAACAUAACGGCAUUCAUUGUCAUCAACUCGAUAAUGGAAAGCAUCCUCCUCGCCCUGAUCGGCCCUUGGUUAUUGGUGAGCCUAAGGAAGAGCUUUGAAUUGACUACAGGUGCCGAGGUUUCGGCAUCACAAGAAGUAACGACAGUGGCGUUUGCGAGUGUACCUCCAAUACGAAGCGUUGGGUAUAUGUUUGAAGAUGCGACAUUCCAGCAGCUUUGA